Corythoichthys intestinalis (scribbled pipefish) is the source of this 1621-nucleotide messenger RNA. Its product is annotated as E3 ubiquitin-protein ligase TRIM35-like. Gene Ontology annotation, biological process: protein ubiquitination. Gene Ontology annotation, cellular component: cytoplasm. The record is from RefSeq and is a predicted model, not a curated record. Gene Ontology annotation, molecular function: zinc ion binding; ubiquitin protein ligase activity. The coding region runs from base 52 to 1437 and encodes 461 amino acids. Lineage: Eukaryota; Metazoa; Chordata; Actinopteri; Syngnathiformes; Syngnathidae. The transcript has a single exon.
CUGUAGGUCUCGUGAGAGUCAACGUUCCGAGCUUGUGCACGGAGACAAACCAUGGCUGAAAGUAUGGAGGGUCAUCUUCAAUGUCCCACCUGUCUGGAAAUCUUCAAAGAUCCUGUGAUUCUUUUGUGCAGUCACAGCUUCUGCCGUGUGUGUCUGCAGCAGUGGAAGGACAAAGGAGAACGAUCGUGUCCACUUUGUAGGACAGAGUUUAGUUCUAUGGAUCCACCUGCCAACUUGGCACUGAGGAAUAUGUGUGAGAACCUUUCACGAGCCUCAGUCAAAUCAGAAGACAUCUGCAGCUUGCAUGAGGAGAAACUUCAACUCUUCUGUUUGGACCACCAAGAGCUUGUGUGCCAUAUCUGCAGAGACGCAGAAAUCCACGUUGGUCACACGUUCCGGCCCCUCAAAGAAGUUGUAAAAGGUCAUCAUGAGGAACUCCAGAAAGGCCUGCAGAAUGCCAAGGAAAGACUCAAAGAUUACAACGACUGUCGAGAGAACUGCAACGAACAGGCAGAGUACAUCAAAGUCCAGAGGGAGAAGGUCAAACGCAAGAUUAAGAAGGAUUUUGAGGAGCUCCGUCGCUUUCUUAACGUCGAGGAGAAGGCCAUGUUGGCUGCGGUCAGGGAGGAAGAGAAGAAGAAGAGUCACACGAUGAAGGAGAAGAUUGCGGCUCUCGACAGACAAAUGGCCGCUCUCUCGAAUCUCAUCAGAAGCACUGAGGAGCAGCUGGCGUCUGGCAAUGUUUCUUUCAUGAAGAAGUUCAAGACUGCGAUGAGCAGAAUCCAGGAGCUGCCUGAAAAGCCGCAGCUGCUGCCAGGAGGUCUGCUAGACGAAGCCAAACACGUGGGCAAUCUCAAAUUCAAGUUGUGGGAGCAGAUGAAGGAAACGCUCGCCUACAGUCCCGUCAUUCUGGACCCCAACACGGCCCAUCCAAGAAUCAGUCUGUCUGAAGAUCUGACCAGUCUGAGUUUGAAAGACGUACGGCAGGAGCGUCCAAAGAAUCCAGAGAGACCCCAGACGUGGUGGUGUGUGCUGGGUGGUGCUUUGGACUCGGGAAGACACGUGUGGGACGUUGCGGUGGGAGAUAACAAUAAAUGGACAUUGGGGAUUAUGUGGGGGGACCCUUGUUUGCCAGAGAUAAUUACUAGUUGGGUCAUUGGAUUUUGUGAUGGUGAAUACAAAAAGCCCGGUGGUGAAUAUGGAGAAUGGAAUCCACCUGUCAAAGUGCAGAGGAUCCGAGUUGAAGUGGACAUGAAUGAGAGGUCAUUGUCCUUCUCUGAACCUCUUACAAACACUGAAUUGGUGAAACCUAUGGAGCCUUCCAAUUGGCCAGACUUGUCCGGUAACAACAAAAUGUAUCCUUACUUUCAGACAGCACAUAAGAGUCCUCUAAAAUUAAUCCCCUUUCCACCUUGUGUUACGACAGCCAUCAGUUAGCGAUCGUGUUGACACGGCUUCAUUGUUUUGCUCUUCAAUGUCAUCUAAAUCAUUCCUUUUCUUUUAUCAAAUGAUUUGACUCUCAUUUAUUGUCCAGGUCAUGUCAUAAGACUUUACUGGAGUCAAAAUAAUGAAGCAGUUACUCCGCAUUUGAGUAUUCUUUUCUUCCGAUACUUGUGUGAAU